This is a messenger RNA of Notechis scutatus (mainland tiger snake), 1417 nucleotides long. It is a transcript of the gene TRMT10A, whose product is annotated as tRNA methyltransferase 10A. Gene Ontology annotation, biological process: tRNA N1-guanine methylation. Gene Ontology annotation, cellular component: cytosol; nucleoplasm; nucleus. Lineage: Eukaryota; Metazoa; Chordata; Lepidosauria; Squamata; Elapidae. Gene Ontology annotation, molecular function: tRNA binding; methyltransferase activity. The record is from RefSeq and is a predicted model, not a curated record.
CGUCGAGGACUGCCACUGCGGUCUCGGGCGUCAGCGGCGCGUGCGAAGGGAAGGGCUAGCCCGGCUUCCUGGGUCCUUCGGCGGUGGCCAUUGCUCCCGGUUCGUGCGCUGGGCUGCGAGCUCAUGUCUUCAGGAAUGCCACCAGAAAACUUUAAAACAACCAAUGUUACUGAUACAGAGGAAAAAGUGAAGUGCAACAUUGAUAAGGUAGAAAUUACAGAAUUGCCAGUGGAAAAGAUGGAGAACAUUGAAACUAUGUCAAAAAGACAGCGAAAGAAACUAAUAAAGCAGAAACAAUGGGAAGAACAAAGAAUCUUACGCAAACAAAAACGUAAAGAAAAACGCUUGAAAAGAAAAAUGGAGCGCCAAUCUCAGCUGGAAUCAAACGGUGAAGGAAGUGUCAGGAAACAUAUGCGUAGGGAUAUUGUUCCUAGUGCACUUCGUCUUAUAAUAGACUGCAGUUUUGACAAUUUAAUGGAAUUAAAGGAUGUCAAGAAACUUCACAAGCAAAUUCAGAGGUGUUAUGCAGAAAAUCGUAAAGCACUUCAUCCUGUUCAGUUUUACUUGGCCAGUCAUGGAGGCCAGCUGAAGGACAACAUGAAUGAAACAGACAAAGGAUGGAUAAAUUGGAAGGAUAUUCAGAUUAAAUCAGAGCAUUAUAGUGAGUUGGUGAAAAAGGAAGAUCUUGUUUACCUUACUUCGGAUUCUCCAGAUGUCUUGAGUGAAUUAGAUGAAUCAAAAGCCUAUGUUAUUGGAGGCUUGGUUGAUCACAAUCAUCACAAGGGAAUUACAUACAAAAGAGCAAAAGAACAAGGUAUCAGCCAUGCACAGCUCCCCCUAGGAAACUUUGUGAAAAUGAACAGCAGAAAAGUUCUGGCAGUCAAUCAUGUAUUUGAAAUCAUCUUGGCAUAUCUGGAAAAGAAGAACUGGGAAGAAGCCUUUUUUACUAUCUUGCCACAACGAAAAGGGGCCAAACUGCUGCAUGAGGCAACCGAGGUGACAGUUGCCUCCCCGUGCAAGCAGCAAGAGUCAGGAAUUAUUCAAGAUGAAGUCUCUGAAAAGAGCUAAAUGUUAAUGAAAAUGCUACUCAUGACACGAGAAAGAAAGCUUCCAACUUUGGAAUUUAUGAAAUGCUAUACCUCCUCUCUUGGUUUUAAGCACUAGAUUUUUAUUACCAAAUUUAAGCUGUAUAUUUACUCAUAAAAUAUUUAAUGGCAUUUAAAUAUGCAAAAAGAAUUGUUGAAGGAGUUUAGAUUUCCAAAGAUGCCAGUAUUUAUUUUCCUCCUUAAUCUUUUAUUUAAUAAUUUGCUGGAGUCUAUUUGUUUUUUAUUCUGAACUUCACAGCAGAAUUUUAAUUGUAAUACAAUCAACAUUCACUUGGCUGAAACUCAUGUUAAGUAUAUUUUCUUGUUUAUAA